This is a messenger RNA of Mirounga angustirostris (Northern elephant seal), 789 nucleotides long. It is a transcript of the gene ATP5PD, whose product is annotated as ATP synthase peripheral stalk subunit d. Gene Ontology annotation, biological process: proton motive force-driven ATP synthesis. The transcript is spliced from 6 exons. Gene Ontology annotation, molecular function: proton-transporting ATP synthase activity, rotational mechanism. The coding region runs from base 167 to 652 and encodes 161 amino acids. Lineage: Eukaryota; Metazoa; Chordata; Mammalia; Carnivora; Phocidae. The record is from RefSeq and is a predicted model, not a curated record.
UCGGGGGCGGGACUUCCGGAACCAGCCUCCAUCUCUACGGGCUGACCUGCAAAGCAAGGCCCGCCCCUUCAGCUUUGGGGUUGGCUCAGGGAGGCUUUCCGGUGACCCAGUUCCGUUCCUUGCUGCUGUGGUCUCUGGGCCGCCGGGGUCGGUGAAGGAUCUCAAGAUGGCUGCGCGAAAACUUGCUCUAAAAUCCAUUGACUGGGUAGCUUUUGGGGAGAUCAUACCCCGAAACCAGAAGACCAUUGCUAACUCCCUGAAAUCCUGGAAUGAGACCCUUACCUCCAGGUUGGCUACUCUCCCUGAGAAACCACCUGCUAUCGACUGGGCUUACUACAAGGCCAAUGUGGCGAAGGCUGGUUUGGUAGAUGACUUUGAGAAGAAGUUUAAUGCCCUGAAGGUUCCUGUGCCAGAGGAUAAAUAUACUGUUCAGGUGGAUGCUGAAGAAAAAGAAGACGUGAAAAGUUGUGCCGAGUUUUUGUCUCUCUCAAAGGCCAGGAUUGAGGAAUAUGAAAAAGAGCUGGAGAAGAUGCGGAACAUAAUUCCAUUUGAUCAGAUGACCAUUGAGGACCUGAAUGAAGUCUUUCCAGAAACCAAAUUAGACAAGAAGAAGUAUCCCUAUUGGCCUCACAAGCCAAUUGAGAAUUUAUAAACUUGAGUUGGGGAGAAAGCUCUGGCCCUCGUAUUGUAAAUGCUGGACAUUAAAAAUAAUGAUACGGUGCUGUGUGUCUGCCCUUACAACUCUGAGAUGCCAUCAGUAGAGGUGGACUUUUUGUUAAAAUGGAAAGG